Molecule: messenger RNA, 4440 nt
Organism: Notolabrus celidotus (New Zealand spotty)
Lineage: Eukaryota; Metazoa; Chordata; Actinopteri; Labriformes; Labridae
Gene: itprid1
Product: ITPR interacting domain containing 1
Exons: 16
Coding region: 29-4030 (1333 amino acids)
Molecular function (GO): signaling receptor binding
Source: RefSeq, a predicted model, not a curated record
CCGAGGACAGGGGAUCAGCAGGGGAUCUAUGGGAAGCCACAGUAUGGAUGGUGUCAGGAAGUGGCUCUCCACCACUGUCACUGGGGAAGAUGCAAAGCAUGAGCCUCUGUUGAAAGCUUCAGAGCCUCUCAGGAGGAACACCAGCUGCGAUGAUGACCUGGCCCUUGGUGUAGAAGCGUCUCUGUAUGAUCACCAGGGAGUGAGGACGGUGCAGGACUUUCUGCGGUGGCGCAGGUCGAGUCCAGGUAUCAGCAGGUUGAACAGUUUCAACUCAACAGCUUCAGAUCACUCUGGACCUCUGAGUGUGAUGGACAUACUGAACCUGUGGAACGAUGACCCAGAGGAGGUUCUCUUGGACCUUGGCUUUGGCUGUGACGAACCCGACCUCUCUGGACGAAUCCCAGCUCGGUUUAUUAAUUAUCCAUCUCAGGCCCGAGGAAUAAACCUGCAGGUCUUUCUGGAGGCGCAGAAGAACCGUCUCGACCUGGAGAAUCCAGAUGUCAGCAAUCGUUUCAGACAGCUUGAGGUUCUUCAACAGGUCACCACAGCGUUCUCCUCCCUGGUUGGGUCCUCCUCUCCUCACAGAGCACCCCAGGCAGACUUACCUCCUGAGGCCCGGGAAAGAAGGAGGCGCAUGGGCAUGUUGUUCAGACGAGCGUCAAAGAAGACCCUCAGUAAUAUCAGAAACCAUAAAAACCAGGACCCAUCUCUGCCUUGUAUUGCUCCUCAGUCACAUCUUCCUCCAAGCAGCCUCGGGGACAACAGAAUCCCCUUUAAGAAAGUGAAAACUGGACUCCUAGAGACCACGUCUCUCAGUCCUCUGGCAGAGGAGCAAGGACCUGGUUCAGACGCUCAACCCCAGUCUCAUGAUGGAGAGCUCAGGUCCUGGCCCCUCAGGGAAGCUCGCUCCCUGAAGAUGAACUCUUUCUUACAGAGGAGGAAGAAUGCAGGGCAGGCCAGGGAAUCUUUUGAAAUGGAAGAGAUCCACAGCUUUGAUGAAGGUAGUGUUACAGGGAGCUUCAUGGGAGGAGCAGACAACUUAGUGCGAUGUCUCGUACGCACUACCAGCUGUCAGUCAGACAGCAGCGGUUUCCUGGAGGAGCCAUUCAUCCCGCCUCACUCUCAGCAGGAGUCACCAGCACCUGAUCUCAUCAAGGCUCUGUCAUGCCUUUCAGGAGGGAGCACCGAGAGCCACAGCGGAGACAGACCAGGUUCUCCUUUUCCCCCUCAUACCUCCCAGCCUCUCCUGCACCAUGCAUCCCUCACACCUUCCAGUGUUGACAAUCCUUCUGUUCCCUCCACAUAUCCUCCACGAGAUCAGUCACCAGGCCUUCCCCAAUCUCCUGCCUCAUCAUGUCUCCCAAAGUCUGAUCUGAAGGUGUCAGGGACUGAGACGCCACCGGAUCAGGACCGGUCUCCGGAGUAUGAAUACCUGUGCCCUUGUACCUCCUCACCUGAGUUGGUGAACACAAAUGAGCGAUCUGAAACUGGCCCUCCUUCAGCCUCUGUUACAUCAGUCUUACUGAUCAGAGCAUCAGAGGAGAUUCAACCUGAGGACAUGGACAGUCCACCUUGUGACUCUGACCCCACAGCAUACUCUAUCUUUCAUAGUGAACCACUUUCUGCCUCAUCUACCCAUCCGAAUUUGGAUUGUACGCUUUCUUCCACAGUUUCCUUCUUUGGGGGUCCAGAGGAGACACAUUCAGAAGAGACAGAGGAGUCUCCUUAUAUGAACUCCCUUUCUCCUUCCAAUGGCCCCUCAUCUCAGCUUCCCUCCCACCUGUUCUCACCUUCCUCUUCCCUGUCUGAUUCUUACUUACCGUCCCCUGAAGCACCUUCCUCACAGAGUCCAGAAAAGAAUCAGAAAGACUCUCUUCUCCAAGACUCAAGCAGAGAAGGACUCUUUGAUCCACUUACAUGUGCACAAACAAAAGAAGAAAAAGAAGAAGAAGAAAAAGCUCAUCCCUCUGUCUUCUUUGAGUCAGAGCAGGACAGACCUUUAGCUUUGUCUGCUCUCACUCAGGAUUCCCUUCAGAUCGGGGAGUUUGCCCCAGAUCCGGGCCUUUCUCCUAACCCAUCCACUCCAAUAUGUGAGUCUACUUCUUUAUUAGAGUCACACGAUCAGGACGGUCUUACAGAUCCAGCUGCUGGAGGAGUGUUAGAUGCGACAGAGCAGUCCAUCUUCCAGCCGGUCAGACCUUACUCUAAUGAUCAUAUCACCGACUUCCCUUUCCAAGAAGUUCUUCCUCUUCAGACGGAUGACUUUUCUUUGGACUUAGAGGACAAUCAGGGGGAUGGAAAGGGAGAUAUGGAGGCUGCCAGACAUCCUGAACCUGUGCAGACUCUAGAAGCUAGUGUUUACAUCUCAGACACAGAGGGAUCAGCUGGUUUAUCAGGUUCUGGAUUAGUCCGUAGAAAAGCGUGCAACCAAAAAGGAACAGAUCCAAAAGUCUCCGCCUGUUGUUUGCAUCAUGAACUUUCAACUGAAACAAAAGCAGAGGAUCUGAGGAAGGUCUCUCAGAUGGAUAUUAGGGACACAGAAAGUGAAUCAUGGAGGACUUCCUUAGCUUCAUAUGAGAACGUACCAGGAGCUCACAGCAGGAAUGAAAGAGAACCCAAAGGUUUGUUUGAGAUUCAGAGCCUGGAUGUGGUGUUUCAAACCUCAGUGGAUGGCUCAGACGGUGAAAACGGAGAUAUGGAUGCCUUCCUUGAACAGCUUGAUACUGAAAGGCACGUUUACUGGGCAGAACCCAUCACUGUUUCCAGUCAGAGCUCUGUGGUUGAAGAGUCAAGUAGCUUUGAAACCUCAGGUGGACCUCCUGGGAAGUCUCUGCCGACUACAGGACCAGCUAUUUUAGAUUCAUUAUCAUCCACAGGUAGAACUGACCCUGUCCCAGCAACCCCAGAUCCAAAGCCAUUCAGCCGCUCUGUCUCAGUCCAGAUGUCCUCGUCUCCAUCCUCUCACAUCGUCCACAGGAAGGAUGUUCCCUACAUGACGGAUUCUAAACGCAUCCUCUUCCCCGCUGAUCUCUCUCUGGACACCUCGACGCCUUUCCGUGCAGUUCAGUCAUGGACAGACUGGCAGAUUCAAAGAAACAACCUCUCCAAGAUGUUAUCACGAGGAGCUCCUGAUGAAGUCAAAAACCAAAGAACCGGGUCCACAGAGUUCUCAGAAACUACACGAAGACCUGCCCUGAUCUAUUCCUCAUCUCCAUGCCUGCCUCUGUUAUCUAAAGCCUGGAGAUCUUACGACUCUCUCCCAGGGAUGGCUCGAGGUAACAGCACUGCGUCAGUCUCUGUAGAUAAAGGCUUGUGGUCUGAUGAAGAGGAGGAGGUGGAGAAGAAUGGAUAUGAAGAUGAGAGGAACCUUUGGCAGGCCAAACACGCAGACACCAUUGCAUGCUGCUGCUCCUGUGACCAUCAGGGUACCAGCUGUUACAACACGCAACACACUGUGGGGAACACACCUUACUCCCUGGAUGAGCUGGAGGAGAUGAUGCUGAGUCUGCAGCAGUUUCGCUCUGUGCUUUGCAACAUGGAGGAGCAGCUCUCUGAAGACCAGGCCGCAGUUUACAGCUGUCUGUCAGAUCAGGACAGGGAGAAGGUUCGAGACAUAGAGGAGCUGAGGCGAGCGGUGAAGAAGGAGGCUGGAGAGCUGGAGAUGCAGCUGAAUGAACUGGCCCACCACUAUGAUGACAGCUUGAAAAUGAAGAUGCACCGACUGUUGGAUGAGCAGUCUCUGCUCUGCACUCAACUCAGAGUGCCUCUACCUGGACAGAUGCCGACCUCACUGUGCCCCGCCCCCAACAGGACGGUGGCUACUCAGUGCUGCCUGCUGCCCUGGAUGCAGAACGACCAAGUCUCCUCCUGGAACGUGGAUUCUCCCAGACAGUCACCUCCUGGGUCAGAUAGCAUCAGUGAGGGUCUGGGCUGCUCUCCUACUAAGGCAGACAAGGUGGACUUACUGAGCUUUCUACAGAGGCUGAAAGAGUCUUUGCGACACUCAGUGAACAUGGACAUGUUAGAGUAAAAGGUGUCAGCGGCGAUGCUCAGGACUGCAUGUAGCAGAUGAAGCCCAAAGUUUCCUGAAGUCUUCCUCUCUCUUUGGGUCUUGUCUUUUCAGAACUAUAGUUUACGCUUCAACUGCCUUCCAUCCUAUGUUUUUGAAAUGUGGCUUAAUAGAGAGGCUUGUUGAUGAUGCCACUACAAGCUACACAACAUGCAAGCUACUCAGUGACUUUCUUCUUUUGAGACACUAAACAAUACAGACAGCUUGGAAGAGUCUGUUAAACAUGCCUGAGAUAAUACCAGAGGUCAAAUGUGUUUAAAUAUAUGUAAUAUAAAAUAUAACAUCAUGUAUAUGUAUGAGUUCUGUAGUGAAAGCUCUCCUCAGUGAAUGUACACUGAUAUGUGAUAAACACAUUAAAUAUUACAACACUG